AUGGCUGAAGAAUUGGUCGAAAUCGAUUGCAUUCUCACAACUCAUCGUUACUUGAAUUUUAUUACAGCUCCAUCCGUUCUGUACAUUGGCCUCUUUGCGAAUCUCGGAGUAUCGAAAAUUUGUCAAAUUAGUCUGCAAACAUUUUUGCUUAUUGAAUUCGUGGUAGCUUUACUGGGAGCGAUCUUUGAGAAGGGACAGGCUGUUUUGCCUGAUCAUCACUGGGCAAAAUUUGGAAGAAGAAAAGCUCUUGUUACUGAAAUCUUCUGGUACUCUCAUCCACUUUUCCUACUUGAGCCUAUAGUUUAUGCAAUCUGGGCAGCAAAUGAUGAAAAAGUGGCAUUCAACGAGCAAAUUCAGGCCUCUGGUCAACGAGCAGGUCGUGCCUUGAAGAGCGCUGGUUCCGGUCGUGGACGCUCCAGAUCGGCCUCAACUCGCCGUGCCGCUCGUGUUGUGAAGGGUUCCCGUUCCCGUUCUCGCAAGGACGACAAAGCCAAGUCACCUAAAUCCGCACCAAAGUCUGAGAAGAAGCGCCGCUUGACCGCUGACAAGGAA
Molecule: messenger RNA, 552 nt
Organism: Mesorhabditis belari
Lineage: Eukaryota; Metazoa; Nematoda; Chromadorea; Rhabditida; Rhabditidae
Source: the annotation of a GenBank genome assembly